AUGGAUUGGGACAAAUUGCGCAUCUUUCAUGCGGCCGCUCAGGCGGGCAGCUUCACCCAUGCAGGCGACACCCUGCAUAUGAGCCAGUCGGCCGUCAGCCGUCAGGUCAGUGCUCUUGAGCAUGACCUGGGCGUGUCGCUGUUCCACCGUCACGCUCGCGGACUGUUGUUGACCGAACAGGGCGAAUUGCUUUACCGAACCGCUGCCGACGUUCUGAUGAAGCUGGAGUCCGUUCAGUCCAGCCUCACGGACAGCAAGGACAAACCGUCCGGGAUUUUGCGUGUUACCACCACGGUCGGCCUCGGCUCGACCUGGCUGACCUCACGAAUAAAGAGCUUUGUCGAACUCUAUCCUGACGUCGACCUGCAUCUGAUCUUCGAUGAUGACGAACUCGACCUCGGCAUGCGUGAAGCGGAUGUCGCCAUCCGAUUGCGCCAACCCACGCAGCCGGACCUGAUUCAGCGCAAGCUGUUUACCGUGCAUUUUCACGUCUAUGCCGCGCCUGAAUACAUACAGCGGUUCGGAUCCCCAUCCUCGAUUGAAGAUAUCGACAAUCACCGGAUCAUCACGUUCGGCGAACAGGCUCCGGCUUACCUUCGCUCGAUGAACUGGCUGGAAGCUGCCGGCAGGCCGGCAACCGAACCACGCCGGUCCGUCCUGAAAGUCAACAAUCUGGUUGCGAUCAAACGUGCAGUCCAGUCGGGCGUGGGCAUUGCCAUAUUGCCUGACUACAUUAUCGACCAUGCAACCAAUCUGGUGCCGGUUCUGACAGAACAGGAAGACAAGGUCCCCUCGUUCGAUACUUAUUUCGUCUAUCCGUCUGAGCUGAAGAACACUGCACGCGUCAAGGCCUUCCGGGAAUUCUUGCUGAGCAGCGCCGAAAAGUGGGUCUAUUGA
Messenger RNA from Effrenium voratum, 897 nucleotides. The record is from the annotation of a GenBank genome assembly. NCBI's taxonomy places the organism in Eukaryota, Dinophyceae, Suessiales, Symbiodiniaceae.